This is a messenger RNA of Stylophora pistillata, 1283 nucleotides long. RefSeq lists its product as uncharacterized. The record is from RefSeq and is a predicted model, not a curated record. Lineage: Eukaryota; Metazoa; Cnidaria; Anthozoa; Scleractinia; Pocilloporidae.
AAACAUAUUUACCGCCGAUCUCAAAGGUUUUUGUUGGUUACCCUUCGUCUUCUCGGGUGGUUGAAAGGAGCUGUGAGGAUAAAUUGGAAGUGCGAUGGUGAAACACCUUUGCCUAGAAAAUUAUCAAGCAGCAGCAAACGCUGCUCUAAAAUUUUCACCACUACGCAGAGAGCUCGUAAAAGCCGUUACAACAUCAGUCAAGGAAGAACUUGAGGGCUGCCACUAGAGCCUUUUUGAAUUCCUGUCUAUCCAUAAAAGUAUAGCAUGUACAUCUAAAUGUCCAUCCAAAAUCAAAAUGGCUUCUUUAUGUCGAUCGCUCUGCUCGUAUUUACUUCCGGUCAAUGAGAUGACGUCAGAGGGUAUUGUGUAUUAUCCAAUCACUGCCGCAUCCAGAUGUUAGAUGUGUCACACGGUUCUCAGAAUGGAUUUGUGUCACGCCCUCCUUUCUCUUCUCCCCCUCCCCUAGCCCCUUAGGAAGGCCUGACACUCAGGCUAUCAAGCAAGUUGCAAUGUUUUCCCCGCGGCGAUCCCAAAAAUCUUUGCGCAAACAGAAGGAUCCGAUUACUGGCAAUUCAUUCAUUGCAAAUGCAGCACAAUAAUCUGUAAUCGCGUUCAUCACGAAGGAAAAGACGAGUACAGCAUGGAUCCAGUAGCGUUUGGAAGUCAGAACUUCAUGUGUCACUCUUGGCACAUGAUCUUGGUGGCCUACGAAAUAGCUGACAGGCUAGUGGACUUUUUCACUACUAGCAACUAUAAGGACGGAAAUAUCAUCAACAAUCCUAAGGGGAGUGUUUAUGUCGCUUUUAUGGUAGUCUUUAGCUUAGGAAUGCCCAUGACAGUCCUUCGCGUUGUUCUCUACCUUCAUAGAAUGCACCUCUACCGCAGUGGCGACGAGAGGAAAGAUAAGAUCCAUCAUGCCAUCAACAUGUUGAUGAGUUUGGCCAAAACGUUGAUCGAAGCUUUGCCCCAGGCAACAAUUGCGAAGUUUUACUUUGGCGACUAUGCACCAACGGAUUCUUCGAAAACCUUGGUUCAAACCUUCAACACCUUCUCCGUGUUUCCCUUCAUCAUGUUUAUUUAUUAUGCAGUUUACUACUUCCAUACUUACGAGAAAGAGCAGAAACGAGGAGCCCAGUUAAAACGUCGAAUUUCACAUGUGCCGAACUUAACUCAUAUUUUAGUCGACUAAAAUAGUUAAAUACGGCAUUUGAUUCAAACGUCGAAUUUAACGCUGUCGAAUUUAACUCUGAUCGCUGUCAAUAUUCCCAGGCGCACUACUUAAU